CCGGUGGUGAAAAUUUUCAAUCUUACUUCGCUGUAGAAUUUUGUAUUUCUUACUAUUUUUAGUUAUAGUUUCGUAGGAUUUUCUGGUCGAGUGGGCGAGUAUGUCGUUCCUCUUCGGGAACGCCUUCAAGGGAGCUCCCCAAGAUGGAGCAGCAAUGCCGGGAGGGCCUCCUCCCGCAGCUGGAGAUGAUGCAAACAAACCACAGCCUCCAAAAAAACAGGAAAUUCCUGGAGUGCCUGGAUCUUUCGCCAACUUCGAUCCCAGUGGCUUGGAGCGUGCUGCCAAAGCAAUGAAGGAGCUAAAUCAGUCCAAGCAUGCACAACAGGCACUGGAUAUUUCGAAGAAGCAAGAGGAUACGCGGCAACUGGAGUUCCAAGCCCAGAUCAAGGAGUACGAGGCUCAUACGGAGCAGAUUAAAUUGCGCCGAGUGGGUGAAGAGCAAGAACAACACAGAAAGACCCUGCAGGCAGAGUCUGAAGAGUUCAAGAAGCGGUCACAAUAUGAAGAUCAGCUGGCACGGCGACGUUACGAUGACCAGCUUGCACAGCAGAAUCGGGCUAAGGCCGACCAGCUAAAGAUGCAAGAGCGACAGCAAGAGGAGCAGCUGCAGAGGCAGCGCGCCCUCGAGGCCGAGAAAGCGCGUCAGGCUGAAGAUCAGCUGAAGAAGCAAGAGGAGUCGGUAAAGCGCCAAGAGGCCAUGCGUCGUGCAACUAUUGAGCAUGAAGCUCAGCUCCGACACAAGCACGAAAUGGAGCGCAUCGAAGCCAAAGUGCGCGGAAAGGCACAGGCAGAUCGUGAAAACAGAGAAAUUAACCUGGAGAAACUCCGGGCGAAGGCAGUCGAGGACCGAGCAACCGCCCUGGAAACGAUAGAGAGACGUGGGAAGCUCAUAACAGAAGGCAUAACCAACUUCAUUACAGACUGGGAAAAAGUGUCUGCUACGGUGGCUGGUCUUUCGCUCCUCGCCUUGGGUGUAUACUCCUCUCGGGGAGUUGCGACAGUAGCAACCAGGUUUGCCGAGGCACGCAUAGGCAAGCCGAAGCUAGUGCGCGAAACGUCUCGCCUCACAGUCGGCGCUGCACUGCGCAAUCCGAUCAAGACAGCGCGGAGACUGAUGGACAAACCCGAGGACGUGCUCCAGGGCAUUGUGUUCAAGCCGACACUAGCCACUCAGUUGCGCGACAUCACUGUAGCAACAGCCAAUACUCGUACAAACCGUGGAAUGUACCGGAACUUGUUGUUCUACGGCCCUCCCGGUACCGGAAAGACAUUGUUCGCCAAGAGUCUGGCACGUCGUUGCAAGAUGGAUUACGCCAUCAUGACUGGUGGUGACAUACUGCCUAUGGGCGCCGAAGGUGUCACCGCUAUCCACAAGGUCUUCGACUGGGCUAAGACUAGCCGGCGAGGACUGCUGCUGUUCGUGGAUGAAGCAGAUGCUUUCCUGAAGCACAGGUCAACAGCGAAUGUCAACGAGGACUUGAGAAGUGCUCUCAAUGCCUUCCUGUACCGCACUGGUGAACAGUCUGACAAGUUCAUGCUGGUCCUGGCAACGAACAAGCCUAGCGACUUUGAUCGUGCCAUUGAGGAUCGUAUGGAUGACAUGCUCCACUUUGGCCUGCCCGAUGAACAUGAGCGACAGAAGCUGGUAGAACAGUACUUCGAGCGCUACGUCGUGCGGCCUGUACCGCAGAACUCGCCGUUCGCAUCCAGCGGCAAAAAGAUCAACUUGGAGGGCUUCAAGGACAUCUCUGAGAAGCUGCGUGAAGUGGCUGUCAUGACUGAAGGCUUCUCCGGACGCGAGAUCUCCAAACUGGCCGUUUCCUGGCAGGCAAGUGCGUUUGCUAAUGCCGACUACGCUCUAACACAAGAUGCAUUCGAGGAGCGCACGGUCAAGAUGAUGGAGCAACACGAACAGAAGAAAUCAUGGGUUGACUAGAAUUGACGGAGCGCUGUGAUAAUAAAUUAUGUUGGAAAACCAA
This is a messenger RNA of Sycon ciliatum, 1979 nucleotides long. RefSeq names its product ATPase family AAA domain-containing protein 3-like. The transcript has 17 exons. The record is from RefSeq and is a predicted model, not a curated record. The coding region runs from base 101 to 1936 and encodes 611 amino acids. Gene Ontology annotation, biological process: mitochondrion organization. Gene Ontology annotation, cellular component: mitochondrion. Gene Ontology annotation, molecular function: ATP hydrolysis activity; zinc ion binding; ATP binding. Lineage: Eukaryota; Metazoa; Porifera; Calcarea; Leucosolenida; Sycettidae.